AUGUUUGGACACCAAACAUCAGUUUGCAAUUGAAAAGUAAACAUGAAAGUUUUAGUAGUUUGUGUUCUAUUGGUGGCCUGCGCCAAUGCCUCCUCGUUAUCCAAUAUUGCUCAAAAAUUAAUGCCCAGUUUCGCUACUGGUUACAUUAUUAAGGGACAAGAUGCUGAACCACAUUCCGCUCCUUACAUUGUAUCCUUGAGCAGAACCUCCAAGCAUUCGCACAUUUGUGGUGGCACUCUCAUCAACAAGAACUGGAUUUUAACCGCUGCUCACUGCAUUAGCAAUCCUGUGGGUAUGGGUGUUGUUGCUGGUCUUCACAAGCGCACCAAUUACGAUGCCAAGACUCAAUCUCGUGUGGUGGAUUUCGGAAAAGUACAUGAAAACUACAGUGGUGGUGUGGGACCUUACGAUAUUGCCAUUUUGCAUGUGUCACAACCCUUCGAAUUCAACGACUGGGUACAACCGGCCGUUUUGCCAGCUCCCGAGGAAAUCCACGAAGGUGAAACUCAUUUGUAUGGUUGGGGUCAACCUAAAUCUUAUGUCUUGACUGCUGCCAGUACUUUGCAAACUGUUACCACCCAAAUUGUAGAAUUCAACAAGUGUAAGGCCACUUUGCCCGCUGAUGCUCCCAUCCAUGAAACCAACUUGUGUUCAGACUCUUUGCAACAAAGCAUCUCUGCCUGCAAUGGUGACUCCGGUGGCCCCUUGGUUAAGGAAUACGAAAAUGCUCCUGCUGAAUUGAUUGGUAUUGUUUCCUGGGGUUACAUCCCUUGCGGUUUGGCUCAAAUGCCUUCGAUUUACACACGUGUCUCUGCCUACAUCCCUUGGAUUAAUCAAGCUCAAACACAAUUUUAUUUGGCUUAAAGGGAUUUUAAUGUAAACAGUGAAAAUUACGAUGAUUUAAAUAAAUAAAUGCAUAUUAAAAACAAA
This is a messenger RNA of Lucilia sericata (common green bottle fly), 930 nucleotides long. RefSeq names its product lectizyme-like. Gene Ontology annotation, molecular function: serine-type endopeptidase activity. The record is from RefSeq and is a predicted model, not a curated record. The transcript has a single exon. NCBI's taxonomy places the organism in Eukaryota, Metazoa, Arthropoda, Insecta, Diptera, Calliphoridae. Gene Ontology annotation, biological process: proteolysis. Bases 43 to 864 code for a protein of 273 amino acids.